AUGCACGCAUGAUGGCGUGUGAUGCUGAUCGUGAUGAUGUGGAUGAGAAAGUAGCGACGAUGCCGAGGCUCACUGCGUCCGGCCCGCACAGUUCAAACCGAAGAAGGUGUGAAGGAGACAAUAAUUGAUAUUUUCAACUUUGAUUCUGAUGCGAAUAACUUUCUAGCUGAGCUCAGCACGGCUGAAGAAGAGCGAAUACAUUAUCGAGUUCGUCCUCAAGCCUCUCCGUAUCCAGGUCACGAGAACAAUCGAUUACGACGGCGUGCUGUGAGAUUUGGAGACGAACCGCGUUGGACAUCGCCAACAUUUACUUCAGGCCAAAAUAAUCAACUAGCCAGUCCACCGAAACCGAAAAGGAAAGAGACGGCAUCGAAAGCCGCUCCAACUCACAACAACUCUGACAUUCCAGCGCCAGCGGAGAAGCACAGGAAGACCGCAAACCCUGCUCGAGAGGCGCCUCGGCUUCUUAGUACGUGUGCCAUGGCUAACGGUCCACCGUCGGAGCAUAGACAAUAUCCCUACCCCAAUGCGUAUGCUGAAUCGGCGAAGUGGCUGCGGCAGCGGACCGGUGAUCAUGCAUUCACCAAUCACCUACUGGAGUGCAAGAAAUCCCACGAAGGAGAUGUGGACUUUCGGGGUCGUCCGCCCAUCCCAGACGAUCACCACGGGGUGACAGUAACGUAUCCACGCCAUGCUGAGACACUCGCGUCGCUUGGCUUGGACCCACUACCCGGGGAAGGCGAGCAUGCACAGAGGAGGCCAGUUGCAUAUAGGCCGCCAACACCGUAUCAACACAAACCCACAGCAAACGACUUUGGCUGGUCGGAGGAAGAGCGAAUGGCACCACCUGAGCCUCAACAACCGCAGCCUAUUAUCAAAAAGCCGAGAGAUGCCGAGGCGGUGAACAGGCACCGCUUCGUCAGCGCUCCCGUCCGCCCUAGCACUGGCAAAGUCGUACUGGAGCGGAGGAAACCCGGCACAGCCACCAGCUCCAGCAUCGGACAGCCGGCGAGAGAGCCGCGACAUGUCCGAUUCAGGCUGACACCAGAGGUGCAUACAUUCGACGGAGCAUCGGAAACCCAACAAAUUAAUGACAUGCAUGACAGGGCAGAGGAGAGUAUCGCUGGCCACAGUGGACUGAGUGGAUGGUCACCAACACUGACUUCUUCUUCUCCUACUUCGAGAAGUGCCGGUAUAUACGCAGAGCCACAAGUAAGCAUGGAGACGAAGACGGCGUUGCAGCACACUGCGGCCGGUCGGGCCAGUCGGGGUCAGUUAGAGAGGACGGCAUCAUCGUCCAAGCCCCACAAUACCAGCAGGGAUGUACUGACAACAGCACCAAGAGAGGGCCAUUAUCACCCAUGGCCGGCGAGGGAAGGCGAGCCCGAGGUCCACAGGGAACUGUUCGGCGGUGGGUCGCUUGCCCCUUUCCAAAAUGGCAAGGGACUGCGACAGUGGGCACACGACCUGUUUGAGAGGAACUACAAGCAGAGGUUCACGCUCAAGCUGGAUCAUGAGCUAAGGGUGACGCGUGGCCAAGCAACACACAGCUACUUUGAAGGUGUGAUGGUCGGUGAUACACGGGACGGGCCUGGCCUGGAUAUCACAGACCGUGGAGAUAUUUUCUUGGGCCAGUAUAAGAAGGGCAGGCGCACAGGUGUCGGUAUGUAUGUGUGGGUGGACACAAACACGGCUUUCCUUGGACAGUACCACGACAAGAGUAGAACUGGCAGGGGAGUUCGCUGGGAUCACAAUCGACCACAUCUCUUCCAGGGAGAGUUCACACGUGACCAAGCAAUGGGACCUGGAGUAGGUACAUACGGGACUGGACGGCAGGAUGCCGGUGUGUGGCAAGGCGACAUGCUGGAAGAACUAGAGUUCCCAGUGGCCACACAGCUUAUCCAUCUACCACUGGCCAACAUGAAAGGUAGAAAGUGCACCGGCUGUCACCUCGAUGACAUCACAACGAACGACAAGAUGAUUGAGGAGAUGACGACCGUGUUUGAAAAGUUUCAGCCGCAACAGCUGACGUCCAUCCUGGUAGUGGAUAUGCUCCGAGAACGAUUUGGAGACAUAGCAACAGCCAUUGAAAUAUGCCCAACGCAUUCUAACUACUGCCUGAAGUAUAAGCCCUACGAUAAGGACCCAUUGGAAGGGAUUACGAAUCCAGACAACCUGCACGAGCUUCGCAAUAAGAUUAAUGCCCAGCGGAAUCGACAGGCGUCAGCCGGCGAUAUAGACGUGGCCGGAGAGCGUUGGUAUCGGGCCGAGAACGGCUCAGUGGACUCACAUCACUAUUGGGACAUCAGCAGGCAAUGGUCACCAGCCGAUUAUGUUAAAGAAGUGUGGCGCAUGAAGAUGGGGGAUCGAUACAGAUGGAAAAAAUUUAAAUUUGACACUGCGGUCCAACCCGAGUGUAAACGGCGUGGUAAAAUUCCAGGCACGGACGAUGCCAAGAAAGAACUGCGCCUCCGUCCUGAGCGCUUCAAGUUCUUCAUCGACUCUCCGGCACGCUUGGUUGUGGACGGCUUUGUACUGGAGCACGGUCGCCCUGCACCGCCUGGUCCAUUGGUGAUGGCUGCUGUUGACUUCCUGCUCUCUGCGUGGAAUGGAUUCGGAGUUCAGCUACAGAAGUGGCUUGAUUAUCGGCUGGUUUGUGCGGAAGUCAUUGAUCGUCACAACCAUGCCGCACUAUUCCUUGCUAGCGUACGCGGUCAUCUACACUGUGUGCAAACUCUGCUGCUGAAAGGAGCAAAGGUCAACCGGGUAACUCUUGCCGAUAUGACCCCGUUUUCUGCCACGUUUCACGUCAUGACGUGCCUGAACGGGUUUGUGACACGCGGAUCGCCACUGGGCAUGGACGGGGAUUCCCCGUUGAGAUACAUACCCCAUGCGCUGGGUGGUAAUGGAUUCCGACGACCUCCGUCCUCUAUCCCCAAUGACAAGUCCAUCGCCAUAGAUACGAGCCGCGGCGAGAUACCGGCCUACAAAUCGGACACGGGAGAGCCGUAUUCCUGGGACACGACCGACUACAUCAUCAAUGCCGAUGAGCUGGCUCUGGUGCACUUACCGGGAUACGCGCGACUGAUGGGGAAAUCCCCAGACACUGUCCGAAAGAAGAUGGCCGAAGCCAAGGAGAAACAAAUCAUGGAGGAGGAGUAUGCAAGGAAAAGCGAACAGAAGCUAGAACGGGAGACGCAGCCACCGAAACCUGCUAAGCCCAGUAAAGCGCUUAGAGCUAGUAAGGUUAAAAAGUCGUAUAAGAAGAGUAGGAAGGACCCCGUUGAGGAGAAGAAGGUGCCAAAGAAGGUUGAGCUGGCCCCCCGGAAGAUCACCGUUGACGAUGUGAAAAGACACAAUCCCCGUCGUCGUAUACCCAGCUGGGAUCGUUGGGCAUUGGAAAGCGAUAGUGAUGAUCACCUGCCGACCAAGUCACCCGGCGAUAAAUACCUCAGACUGGUAUGCAGCUCAAGGACAGUUCCGAGAGAGUUUGCUGGCAGUCAAAAGCAGAGGUUGAAGUGGUGCGUUGACUUGCUGCUGUUGCGUAACGCAGACGUGACCCUUGUCCAGCAGCCGGAACCUGUUGUGAUGUGUGCUAUCAAGUCUGAAGACACGGCCAUUGUGCGACUGGUGGUGGCAAAGGGAGCUGAUUGUGAUUCGCAGUUGUCUCCUGACAAUGGUGACAUCACCGCCAUGCACUACGCAGCCAAUAUGAACACAGCAUUUGGCUGCAAUAUCCUCUGGAACCUGCUGCAGUCCGGGUAUGACCCAAACUGCAAAACCGAGUACAGCCCUAUCUGCAGGAGAGAGACGGACAAACAGGCGGAAGCACGGAUGAGAAAGUUACACAACGCUUCAGUAGAUCAUGUUCAUGUGGCUGUGCUGGACCCUUGUGAUUGGAGUGACAUAGAGAAGGUCAGCGAGCGGCGUAUGCCAAUGGACACUGCACUGAUGGCAGUACCACGCGGUUGGACACCGCUGCAUCUAGCAUGUGCUCACCGACACAGGAAUAAGUGGCCAUACGCUCUAAAGAUGGUGAAGGACCUGCUAAAGCACGGUGCCUGUCCAGACGCGCUAACUGAUUCGGGACAUUCACCUCUCUCGCUGGCUCUGAACCGCGGCAAUGAUGGGAUUGCAUUUGCUCUCCUGGAAGGCGGUGCUUUACCUAACCUUCGACUCGGCACCGGUAUCUGCAGUGCCAUCUGUCAACUGAUGACCGGACCCAGCCUCAGAACACGCUCUAACAGCCAAGUGGACAAAGUGAUGAACCAGUUUCUCAAGGCCGGUGUCAUGCUAGUGGGAACGCUGGACAUCACACGCAGAAUGCAGGGAUCGUUCGUCGACUAUCUUAUCUUCAUGUAUGAGAGGGAGAGAAAGAGAUGCAGACUGCUGCUGGGGGAUAAAUAUUCCGAUCGGGAUCUGUACUUUCGCUUUGAUCAUGUGCGAAGUAUCCUGACACAACUUGGACGGAGUCAUAUUUCAAUCAUCGAGGCGAAUAACUACGCAACAAGUAUCAUUCAGAGAUCAGAAGACCAGAAGAGAUUGGACAAGCGACGUGAAGCUAUUGACCAGCUGCACGCUGCAGAGCGGCAGAGGCAGCGCAAGGACUCGCACACGAUGCUGCGCAAGGAUGACCCCGACUACAUACGAUCGUUGGCCAAAGGCGUGAACAAGAAAGUCUUGCUGGAUAUACCCAAGGAGCAAUGGCCACUCCUAGCCACUCCGGGUAUGAAGCCUAUACCAGCGAAUGUCCGCGAUAUCUUCCUGUCCCGACCUGAAGAAGGCGAAUGCAGCAGUGAGGGAAGUUCCAGCUACAGUCCUGAACACAGUACUUCACCGCGCCAAUCAGCCACACGCAGGGGAAGUGAGCAAUUGCAGACAACACGCCGCAGAUCCAGCAACGCAGCUACUGGUACCGGAAACGGAGCAGACAAGAACAAAAAGUCUCGUUCUUCCGUGUUUUAUGACUCGCUGGAGUCGUCGAAUGAGCAAGAUGGUUUGGACAAUGCAUCCGAUGUUGAUGCCACACACAAGUCUCAAUCUGGCGUCGGCUUGGCCGGGCAAGCACACAUCGCCCCGCGACCAACGACAACCUCUAACACUACCACCAGUGCAACCCAUGCACAGGUCCGUCGGUAUUCCCGUCCACGACGACAACCAUCGGCAAGCAGGGACGGGUACAGGGAAAGCAGUGAAUCGGAGGGCAGUGAUCCAAACAGAGAAGUACUCAAGGCACAUAGGAAGAGUAUCCCCGCCGCUGCUGCUGAGCAUGACAGAAGCAGUUAUGCUGGCCGCAGUCGCUCUGCACCACAUCAUACACGAGAUGGCAAAGUCAACGGACGCUCGGGUUCAGUGAAAGUCCACGGCCGGGAAGACACAUUCCCCUCUGAGUCAGAGUCAUCACAGGAGAGUACAGCAAGCAAUAUGCCUGACCAGGCCAAGCUGACGCUGGCUACACGCUCGGAGAUACAGAGAAAGCCACAACCAUCACAGCCACCCCAUGGUGAGCCCCUGUUGCCCGAGGACAGCUCACUAUUCGACAAGCAGUGCUACCACUGUUUCAAGGUGCCUUGUGGAAAGGCGCUGACUGCAUGCUUCGGCUGUGGAAUUGUCAAGUACUGCAGUAAAGAUUGUGUAUAUGACGACUGGUACAAAACCGGACACUCAAAGGAAUGCUUCGACCGAAGAGUUCUUGAAGCUGCUUAUCUGGACAUGACGCCGGAUGAGAGAAGAGCAGCGAAGUACCAGCUACUGGAAAAUGCUCACUACAAAUACUCCAUAAUGGCGCAGACUGACACACCGGAAGGAAAGGCAAUCGGUGCUAUCCUCCAAGCCGAGAAAGUUGGCUUACAGGCAUCAGCAGUAAAGCAUACACAGAGAGAACGCCUAAAGCAAAACCGCCUCAGCCUGCGCACGGUCGCCGGACUUCGCAAUGUAGACAGGACGAGACCCCCAGCUCGGAGAAGUGCAGCAAACACCCAACCAGCAUCACAUACCACCACCAGACCACGUACCUCACAGCCGGUCGCACAAAGAGCCUGCACAAUGGUACCACCACAGCCGACUCGGCCCCAUGAAUUCGAACUCAGAAUGGAGGAAAUACGCGCACAAUCUGCCGUUCAGGCGUACAAGGCUCGGCGGAAAGCCGAAGCGGCAAGGGCUGGAUCAUCACGCCUUGUAGCCCGGCCACGCACAACACAGCAGAGUGAACGCACUGGAAGUGCAGCACCUGCUGCUGCUGCAGAGAGGCCUGUGACGACAACAUCCCAGAAGUCAUCAAGCGCCGUGUCGAGAACUACACCAACUUCAGUAACGCGGGGCGUACUGCGUUCAUUCGGUUCACAGGCAACCGGCGGCCGGAGUACUAGUACUACUGCUGCACCUCCAGCCAGAUCCGCAAGCAUGCAGACAAGACCUGGCCCGCCACCUGCACGUCCCGGCAUACAAGUCUCUCUUCUCGGAAGUUCGCACAAGCAACCUGAAAAGCCAAGGUGGAGAUAACAUGAUGACGGAACUGGUGCAGCUCAAGUGUAUUUCGGCUGCAUACCAACAAGACUGUGAAGUUUGGCUACAAACAGCAGCACGGAGACAAGCAGUCGAUCCUCUCGCCAUGUCAUUCAGAAGUGCUGUGACCGACCUCUGUAUGUCUGCCAGCCAGUCUGUCAGCCAACAGAAUUACACGAACAAAGUACCAAAGUAAACCGUGGUCUUGCUACAGGUAUACAGUUGUACAACCCAAUACUGGUUCAAACUGACCAGUAUUAGAUAAACCUUGUAAUAGUUCACGCAUAUUGUUAGAUUGACAGCAUGAAACAAUAGGUAUACAGUUGUACAGUGUUGCGCAGUGCUGUACAGGUGUGGCGUUUUACAACAGUUCUACCCGUAUUAUAGAGUUAGUCUUGCUCCAGUGCAGUGCAGCAGUGCACAGUGCUGCCAAGUCACACCUACAUGUAUCUGACUCAUGAGCAUCCUGUAGAGUCUGUCAUGCUCAGCUGAUUGGCUCACUGCACUGUCUUGUCACCCAGCUUGUGUACACGAGAGUCAACAAUAGUGUGCAUGUCAACAAUUUUAUUACAAUGCCGUGCCUGUUACAACAUAUAUUAUAAAUAAUAUAAUACAAGUAGUCUUCUGAACAAAGCAUGUGACACUUGAUCCAAUGUGAAUCUACUAUCUAUGUGUUCCAAUGUAACGUUACAUGUACAGUGUAUGCUUAAUAACAAUCCAUCUGGUGGGGUCAGGUGUAGCUGCUGCGACAGCUGUACACCAGGGAGUCAUACAGUGACCCGAAUCAGGUUUGGGUCACUGUUACAGUCUGUAUGACUGACUCC
Messenger RNA from Sycon ciliatum, 7328 nucleotides. RefSeq lists its product as uncharacterized. The record is from RefSeq and is a predicted model, not a curated record. The transcript is spliced from 14 exons. Gene Ontology annotation, molecular function: protein binding. NCBI's taxonomy places the organism in Eukaryota, Metazoa, Porifera, Calcarea, Leucosolenida, Sycettidae. The coding region runs from base 481 to 6501 and encodes 2006 amino acids.